GCUAGAUGGUAUCUUCUAUCCAAAUGGAAAACAGGGGAAAUGGAAUUAUUCAAUCUUCCAUCUGGCUGUGGGAUCUGCGGUAAGAAGGAAGGACUCCUCCGAUGUGCUGUGUGCAAGGUGAUGCCAUAUUGUGGCCGGGACCAUCAAACUGCUCACCACCCCUCGCACAAGUCUGCAUGCAGCACUAUCGGACGACGCCGGGUGUCCAUGGAGGAGAGAGAACAGGCAUUGCGCGGAAUACCGGGAGACCCUUUUGACACCAGCGUCGGUGAUUUCUGGGGCCUCCCUGACACACGAGAUUACAUGCGAGCUCGAUUUGCGCUGGUGGAGGCCAUGUCUCGGAUCAACAACGUCGAAUCCGUUCAGGCACGGUUGGACCAUUGCAUGGACCUGCUUCAGCUAUGUCGGAGUGAUAAUAUGGGCGUGCGGCUCGUGGUCCCAGCGAUGAUGCUCCGUCUAAACAAGGACCAGGAAUGCUAUGAUUUUGUGACAUGGUCGGUUGUGAUAAGUGAGAAGUCUGACUAUGACUGGGGUGAUACAAACUUACCCUACUAUGACAUUAAAAAUGCGGAUGCCUUUGAACCCGUCGACCGUUUCUGUAGCGAGUUUGUCGACCUUAGCCAUACCGUUGCUGUGAUGCUUCUGAAAAUCAAGAUGCUGUUCGACCUAGUGAGGUUGGACCAGUCAGCCUCCGCCUUUGGUGCCAGGGUCCCUCGUGAAAUUCUCGAUCAGAUCCAGUUAUCAGUGCCUCAGAGCCCGGUCGUUGUCGCCAAUCGCCAAAUUCAAGAUUGUGAAAUACGCCAGGAAGAGACUAAAAAGUUGAAGGUACAGAUUCAUACAUUGUAUACGACGAUCGGCCGGCGAAACACGCACUUUUGGGCAGCUCUCUUGAGUCCGGAGUUGCAUCUUUCCGCGAAGCCUGAGUACCACUCGGCGGGGGCCGUGGAAGAGAUGCAGGUAGUGUUGAAAUUAUGCUACGACGCGUGGGCUGAGACUUCAGGGGCGAUUGGGUUUAUUAAAGCAAAGAUGCAGGGGAAAUUGUGAUUGAUUCAUGGUUUGCUGAGUAUUUUGCCGAAUGCAAUCAGGACCAGGAAUGAAUUAAAAUUUGGUGUUGUGCCUGGUGUGACAUGCACUUUCUUACUCAAACAUAUAUGUGAA
Molecule: messenger RNA, 1158 nt
Organism: Aspergillus alliaceus
Lineage: Eukaryota; Fungi; Ascomycota; Eurotiomycetes; Eurotiales; Aspergillaceae
Product: zinc finger MYND domain-containing protein
Exons: 1
Coding region: 40-1044 (334 amino acids)
Source: RefSeq, a predicted model, not a curated record